UCUCAUGACACUGACGUCAUGUGGAAUGCGGACUGCAGAUGCAUUGUCACAAAUAAUUGACCCGAAAACAAAUUGAGAGACACCCGAGCCGGAGAAAAUGCUCCGUUUUCUCUGCUGUUGCUGCUUCUCAGAUGAAAACUCGGACAACGAGAGGCAGCCCCUCCUGCAACCCAGACCAUCUGACCUGAAUGGAGCUGGAUCAGCCAGGCAGACCCGGCCAGCACACAGUGAUGCACAGACCGUGAAGCGGAUUGGCAGGCUGGUGAUGAGGCGAGUGUGUGUGCCAGAGUUGGACCAGAGGUUUACAGACAUGGCCGAGACUUUUAACGAACAGCAGGAGCGCUAUGAGGCCAUGGUCAAACACAUCACCAACCUGCAACAGCUCCACGGCUGUAGCCAUAAUGGCACCCUGGCUAUAGCUGAAUGUCUGGGGAAAAUCAGAGAUGAGCAUGAGGCCAAGUACAGGGUGUCCCUUAAGAUAAAGGGCUAUGACUUCUCCCUCAAUGUGGUUCCUGUGAGGUCAGAGGGGGAAAGUGAGGAGGAACCACUGCCUCCACGUCUGCGAUUGGCUCAGAAUGAACUGAAGAGCACUUCUGAGAGUGCCAAGGCCACCAUCUCAAAAGGUACCACACUUCAAGAGUUAAUUGGCUGGCUGCUCCGCAGCAGGGAUCAAAUGGCCGAGCAAGUGAAGGGCGCUGCAGCAACUUACCAGGAGCAAGGACGACUGAAUGAGAACCUGGAGGAGAACAUAAAGGAAGUGAGGAGGGCGAAGGAGUUGUCGCUGGAAUACAGACAGCAGGCCGGGGAAGUCCUCACUGAGGCUGCACAGAUAGCAGGGUCUUAUCUGUAGUUCAUGCACAUCUUGAAUACUUUAAUUGAAUCCAUCAAUUACAAUGCAUGUAUACGUGGUUCAAAUAUUUAGAGAGAUCAUACACACCCUUUGACAAUUAUGGGUAUAGAAAACACUGCCAACCUAGCAACAGUCAGUUUGUGAAAAUACACAGGGCUGCCAAACCUCAGCAUCAAUAACCUACACUCAUAUCCUAGCAUAAACAAUAACAUGAGGAGUGUUUGAAAUGUUACCAAGCAGAUAAUGAGACAUGCACACAGAGAACAUCAUGCAUGUAUUUAAAUGUGUCAAGUAUACACUCUGCUUUGCAGGCCUUUGCAGCCUUUUGCAUCAUGUUUGCUACAAGAACAUGACAACAUCAUAUGUGCUUUUAAAUGUUUUAUAUUAAGAUUUUAAUAAAUAUAGCAGAGACUUAUUUAAAAUGUAUUAAAAUAUCUACUUAUAUGCACUUCAUAACAGUAUUUUCCUUGAUGGGUGCGAUUUUAGCAGCUAACAUUAGGGGGCAUUGCACACUCACUUAACUACAACAACUUUAAUUCAUACUCUUCAGAUUUAGUCUGUUUUUCAGAGAUUGCUCUACGUGGAUAAAGAUUCCUUAAAAUCCCACAAUCGGGGAUCAGAAUGAUAAAUGUAUUACUAUUUUUUUGCAUAUAUAUUUUUUUAUUUUUACUUGAUUUCAUCAUAACGUUUGCCGCUAGGAAAGAAUGUAGAAAGUAAGUAAACAAGAAAGAACUCUGGUUGUGAACUGCACUGGAUAAUACACGUCUUCUAUAAUGCAAUAAAGGACACAAUUUCCCAUAGCAGCAAUGGGAACUGGACCAGA
Molecule: messenger RNA, 1673 nt
Organism: Chelmon rostratus (copperband butterflyfish)
Lineage: Eukaryota; Metazoa; Chordata; Actinopteri; Chaetodontiformes; Chaetodontidae
Exons: 4
Coding region: 98-850 (250 amino acids)
Source: RefSeq, a predicted model, not a curated record